Vidua chalybeata is the source of this 7517-nucleotide messenger RNA. RefSeq names its product PHD finger protein 6 (gene PHF6). The record is from RefSeq and is a predicted model, not a curated record. The transcript has 11 exons. Bases 2371 to 3468 code for a protein of 365 amino acids. Lineage: Eukaryota; Metazoa; Chordata; Aves; Passeriformes; Viduidae. Gene Ontology annotation, cellular component: nucleus.
GUCGCCCUUCCCGCGUCCCCCGCGCUCCCCCCGGUAGCCCCUCGGCUGGGGAGGGGUCGGGCCCCGGCGGUGCCGGCCGGGCCCCGCGGGGGUUCGGGCGGUGCCUGCCGGGGGGAUGCCGUCCUGGCCCGUCCAUCCCCCGGGGAGGGACGGAGGUGCCGCUAUCGGCCCAUCUCCCGCUCCCCGUGGGAGGAUGUAAACUUUCCUGGAGAUCCCUCAGCGCCGUCUGCCAGAUCUCCCUGACCGCGGGCUCUCUGUGUCAUUUGUAGUCACCUGCUCUGCUCUCAUUGUUUAGGCGUUCGAGGGUUUGCCCUUCUCCCCUCGCAUCUGCCCCUUCUCCCCUCGCAUCUGCCCCUUCUUCGGGUCUUUUUUGGUUUUUUUUUAAGGAAGUUGCAUGGAUAAAUUCCUAUCCUACUUUUUAUAGUGACUGUAGGAUGCUGUGUGAAUGUAACUCUUGGAUAAAAAUUUCUGUGAGGCUUGUGAUUUGGGUUCUCAGCUACAGAACCCUACAGGACUCUUCCCCUCUCCCCUUCUUCACCCCCCCUUUCUCCAAAAUAAACCUCCCAGCAAUGAGUGUCCCACCCGGGAAACUGCGAAGCACUUGUAAGCUUGUGACUCUGCUAUCUCCAGUGAGCGUCUUGGAAAAAUCAGCACAAAUAUUUUCUGUAGCUUUUCCUGAGAGACCAAACCACUUCAGCAUCUGCGCUGGCAUUUUCUGAAGCUUGUUUACUUCUCACAGGUUUUCCCUAGGAGUCUGAAAUUUUCUUCACAAAUACAAAUUCUAAUUUUUUGAAAUAUAGUUUGGGAAUCAUACAGGUCACACAGCAAAACAAACUUUACAAGUGCAGGGGAUAGAGAUCACUAUUCUUUGUAGGAAAUGCUGGUGAGGUUUUAACUCCUAUAAUCAGGCUCCUGAAACAUGUUUGGGCAGUAAAUAGAAAUUAGAGUCCAGGUUACUUUCCAUUCUUUGGUGCUGAACAAUGUCUCAUGCACUGAGGGCAUCCUGUGCCUGAGAGUUAUUGAACUUGCACUUUUAUAUUAGGAAAUCUGUUGUCUAAAGCUCAGUAAAGCAGCACAGAAGCUACAGGAGGGUGUAAAACCUGCUGCUUUAAAGAUAAAAUAAAGAUGCUGUGAGGGAAAGCAUCACAUUUAAUACUUUAGUAUUAAUAUAAGAAAUGUGAGUGCAAAUGAACCCAAAUUUUUCGGUGAAGAAUGGUUGAGUGAAUUUCUGCUUGUGUGAUUCUAGGGUACGUGUAACUUCUCAUUUCUUAAAUCAAGCCCAUGGAAAAUUGAUCUGUAUGGAAUAAUCUUUGUGUCUGUAGUAUGUGUGUUCCAUUUUGGUGGAGACAGUGAAAAUCUCCCAGCCAGUGAUUCCACAGUACGUCACUCCUUGUGAUCCAGUCUGUGAGACUUUGACAAAGCUGACAACCAAGAUUCUAUCAACAGGAGAUUUAAUCACUGUUUUUUGUAAUUCUUACUCAUUUGUUAGCCUUUUAAACAUGGAAAACCAAAAUAUUGAGCUGUUUUUAAGUUGCAUUUUUCCUCAUUCCAAUGAAAUGUAGUUUGAUACUUGGCAAACUAGAUUAGUUGCUCUGGGUGAUUUAACUUGAGAGAUGAAAACAGAAUUUUGAGUACUUGGAUUCAGAAUUGUGAGGCUGUAGCUGCAUUACUUGGUUGGUUCAUCUUUCUCAGAAAAUAAUAUUUUGUUUCUUUUUUUAAUGGACAGGAUAAGUGCAUUUUGACACAAAAGUGGUCUGAGAGUAGUGUCUCUUCACAUUUAUGAGAAAGCAGAUAUAAUUUAUGGAGAGGUCUAGAGAUGUUUCUCAUGCUAAAGUUUUUUUCAACACUCUUUAAAAAUGUAUAAAUAGGGUAAAUGCCCAGUGAAACAAACAAACAAACAAAAAAAGCCACAACAAAUGUGGGGUUGAAAAGAAAAAUUUCAGAUACCCUUGUAAAAUGCUUUCAGAGUAAUUUAAUCUGAUGGUGAAAAGAACGUGAAUUUCCUUUUUGGCCUGCUUGAGUUUUGAAUAAUUUUUCAAGUGUUAAAUUAUUUGUAAUUGUGAAGUAUUUAAAAACAUAUAUUUGCUUUUUUUUUUUAAACACUAGCAUCCCUGUAUCAAGUAAAGAUUGGCAUUAUUUUUAACUUUACUGUAAACCUUAAAAAAUCUAAUUAUGCAGAAGUACUUGAGGAAGUCAGGCUGUGUCAGGUUCUGGUGCUGCUGCAGUGACGUGCCUGUUGUGCGCUGGAAGGUGGAAAGCAGCGAGCUCUGAGAAGAUUCUUCAUAAUCUUGUGUCUUGGAAAGUUGUUUUUUCUAUAAAUUAAAUAUGCAUUGAGAGGAUUGCAGUGGCAUUCUAAGGUCAUUUAAAAUCAUGACAAGCUCAGUCGGACAGAAGAAAGUCUCCUCCAGACAAAGGAAGUGUGGGUUCUGUCGGUCGAAUAAAGAUAACGAAUGUGGGCAGUUGCUGAUGUCGGAGAACCAGAAGGUGGCGGCACAUCACAAGUGUAUGCUGUUCUCAUCCGCACUGGUUUCUUCACACACUGAUAAUGAGAGUCUUGGUGGAUUCUCUAUUGAAGAUAUUCAGAAAGAAAUAAAGAGAGGCACAAAAUUGAUGUGCUCUUUGUGCCACUGUCCUGGAGCGACCAUUGGCUGUGAUGUGAAAACGUGUCACAAGACAUAUCACUACUACUGUGCUUUGCAUGAUAAAGCUCAGAUAAGAGAGAAACCUUCACAAGGCAUUUACAUGAUUUUAUGUCGAAAACACAAGAAAACUACGCAUAACUCUGAAGCAGAUUUAGAAGAAAAUAUCAAUGAACACGAAUUGGAGCCUUCACCUCCCAAAGGAAAAAGGAGGGGUCGUAAGGGAAAGCCAAGAAAAACAAAUUUAAAAGGGCAAUCAGAAGACACUAGAUCUACAUCCUCACACGGCACAGAUGAAAUAGAAAGCAGUUCCUAUAGAGACAGGUCUCCCCACAGAAGCAGCCCCAGUGAUACAAAACCUAAAUGUGGAUUCUGUCAUGCAGGUGAAGAAGAAAAUGAAGCUAGAGGAAAGCUUCAUAUAUUUAAUGCCAAAAAGGCUGCAGCACACUAUAAGUGCAUGUUGUUCUCUUCUGGCACUGUCCAGCUAACAACAACUUCAAGGGCAGAAUUUGGUGAUUUUGAUAUCAAAACUGUACUUCAAGAAAUCAAGAGAGGAAAAAGAAUGAAAUGCACACUCUGCAGCCAGCCUGGUGCUACUAUUGGGUGUGAAAUCAAAGCCUGCAUAAAAACAUACCAUUACCACUGUGGAGUAGAAGACAAAGCUAAAUACAUUGAGAACAUGUCACGAGGAAUUUAUAAACUCUAUUGUAAAAACCAUAGUGGAAAUGAUGAAAGAGAUGAAGAGGACGAAGAAAGAGAAAGCAAAAGCCGUGGCAAAUCAGGCACUGACCAUAAUGACAUUCCUCAGCAGCAGCUCAAUGGAAACUAGGUUCAAGGGACAGAGUUAUAGAACUGGGAAUGGCUAAGACAUCAUAACUACUAAUUCUUUUAAAUUGUUUUCUAAAAAUCAGAAAAGGGUUAGUAACUUUUUACUACCCAACUCUGUUAGAAAUUUCAUUGAACUGCCUGAAACGUUCAUGUGUGUGAGCCUUCAGUAAGUGGCAGAGUUUUACAUGUCAAUAUUAUGUAGUUUGUAGUCUGCAGUGUCUGGAAAAAAAAUGAAACACUAUAUAAAUGAUAUGUAAUAUGUACAGUGUCAAAAGUUAAGGCAGACAUUGAAAUGAAGUAAGAUCUAUAUUUCUGGACUGAAUAAAAACUUUACGAUUUGGAAUGUGUAAGUUGUUUAGUGGAUUCACACAAUGAGGGAAGGUCUUAGCUAGUUUAAUUAACAACAUGGACAAGUCCGUGAUGGCAACCAGCUGGUACUUUGUGAAUUUUGCAUUUUCUUCCUGCACAAGUUCCGGAGGCUGUACAUGGCAGAGCCGUGCUGUUUUUGCUCGGGAAGCACCCAGUAGGAAAGGACUCGGUGUACACGAAGCACGCUUGAACAUUUCAGGUUGUUCCUGUUGUGAUUGCUCAUUCCACCCGGCAUUGUUUGCGGGAGAUUUACUUGAGCAGCUGUUGGUUCUGAGCUGUGAGCUUUAGAACUCAUGCCAAAGGGCUGUGGUUCAUUCUUUCCCCAAAAAUCCACCUCUUUCUGUGUCCUGAUUUACAAAGAACACUUCACCAAGUGUGAUUAAAACCCUACUAUACAAAUGUUUGGACUUUGCAGCCCAAUCUCUUUUACUUCAGAGAGUUACAACUCUUAACUCACUAUGGAAUUUAGCCACCAUAUCUGAUGUCCAUACCUCAGGUGUUCUCUGUUGUGUGGAACACUUCAUGUUUUGUCAAGAAUGUGCAUAAAGGUCCCAUAUUCUAUAAGAAGAAUGAGGAAACAACCUUUUUUGCUAGAUUGGUAUUUAUUUUUUAAUCAUAUGACCACUAUAUGGGAAAGUUCGUGUAUCAUCCUUAUUGUUUUAGUGAUUUUUUUUUUUCCUUUCUCUGUCAAGUCAACAAUCACAUCAUGGAAUUCUACUUGCUAUAAUUUGAUGUUCCUUGAGGGAAUGCUCAGAUCUAGGCUAUACCAAACCUAACAGAACAGUCCUCUGACUGCUUUCAAAACAGCUUGUCAUUUCUAAUGGCUACUGGCUUCUUCAAUUGGUCUGUUAAAGCACAUCCUCAGACUUACUUAAAUAAAACCAAAAAGCUGAAUCUAGUCCACAUGUUUGUCUGUUGCUACCGCAUCACCUUAUUGUUUGUUUAGGGUUUUGACUUGUUUCACUCUGAACUCCCAACAAAACUUCUGGAUUUGAAAGAAGGAAACAAGCAAAAGACACUGAUUUGACUAUAAACUGCUACAGUUCUUCUGUGAUUGGUAUUGCAAAAAUGGUUCAUUUGUAACAUGAGUUUCUGUAGCAUUUUUUACUUGUAUUUUUAAAAGAUUUAACGUGUGUCAUUUGUCUUCUUAUGCAUUCCCUUAAUGUCUUGAGGGACUCAAUUACUGUAUAUUGGAGUUUCUAACAUUUUACCUGUUAGAAUUCAAUCAAUUCUGUCUGCUUUCCUGGAGAAUAAUCCCGUUUGGAAAGAAAUAUUGCUGUGUACAGAAAAUAUUCAGUUACUGCUCUAAACAUGAUGCCAUUGCUCAUUUUUAUUUUGUAUUUGUAACUUUCAAAAUUAAAAGCGUGACUUGAAUUGCAAUGACAGAUGGAUUAUUGAAAUUGUCUAUCAAGGUGUUUUGUUUCUCCUAGAAUGUGAACAUUUUUCAGCCACUCAGAACAGUUUUAAAAUGCAAAAUAGCAUCCUUCAAUAUUUAAAUUACUUCAGUUUGUGCCUCAGACAUGGCCCUCCCAUGGAAAAAAAGGCACUUUGUUUGCAGCUACUGUAUUUAACUAAGUUUGCAUGGGGUAGAUCUGCCAGCAUACUGACUGUACUUGAGACUGAGCUCUAAUUCAUUGUGUCAGUGGCUUAGUAUAAUAUUCAGUCCAAUAACUCACCUGUUGUGGAUAAAUUAACCCAUACCUUGCCUUGAAGAACCAGAACAGCACUUUACCUUCGGGUAGCAGAAAAGCGAGUGGCUGGUUUCCCUGUUACCCCUGUGUGCUGAAAUGGCCUGGUGAAUCAAUUCAGAAUUCAUGGAAGCAAAGUCAAAAGCAAAAACCUUUUCUUACAAGCCUCAAAUUUGUCAUAACUGACUUCAACUCAUGUAUGCUGGGUAAAAGUGCCUUACGAUGUAAAAACUGUAUUUAUAUGUUCCCAAGUAGCAUCACCUGCUGGGGAGUAAUUCUGUCGUGGUGUUAAUAUUUAGAAGAAAUGUACCUCAGCAGUGUAUUUACUGUACAUCUCUUACGUCCUUAAUUGUAGUUUUAAAAAGCAUGACAAUGUAUCAUAGUAUACAACAUUUACAUCAUUUUUUUUAAAAGAAAAAAUACUGCCAUUACUGUCUUUUUAUGUGUAUUUUAGCUUGGAAUUUCAGACAGUCUGUCUGAAUUUUUGGGGGUUUGUUUUGGUUUGCAGGUUUUGGGUUUUGUUUUUUGGUUUUGUUGGUUUUUUUUGUUUUUUUUUUUUUUUUGUAAAGCAAUGUAAUCUUUGCAAGCAUAUAUUGAAGAUUAUUCUGGAGCAUCUACUGCCUUCCCAGAAAUGUUAGAAGUAAUGAAAGUGCUCUAUAGGUGAACUAGGUAUGUUUAAAUUAGCUAGUUAAAUUAAUACAGUCAAUUUGUUACUGAGAUUUUUUUUACUAGGCACCUUCUGCUUUCAUCUCACAAUCAGAGAAUUCAAUGUCAUGAAUUCAACAAAACUUGUCUUUACAAACUGGUUUCACUUUAAUUUUUUAAAUUUUAUUUUAUUAUUGUUACUUUUUGCCUUUGGGCAUUUAUUUUGCUCACAAGAGGAUUGUGUGCUGUUUAAGAUGCCUGGAACCCUCUGAGAAGGGAGGCUGCUCCCCAGCUCCCUGCACCUCUCCAUUAAGAGAUCUCCCCAACUCACUGUGGUCUCCCAGAUCUGUGGUUCUGCUAUUCCCAGAAGGACUGUGCCAAGGAAGGACAGGCAUCACAAGGAUCCUGUUCAAAUAUCUUGAGGAUACAGCUGGUGCAAUGCCAGAGUCCCAAGGUCAAAGCCCAUAGCAGUGGGCUGUGCUGUCCAGGGCAGGGGGAAAGGGCUGGUUCAGUGUCAGUGCAGCUCCCGAGCAUGAGGGGAGCAGAACAUCUGCUCCUCCAGCACGGGCUGCUCCACAGGAGGUUCUGUGCUAAGGCUCUAGUAGGAGCCACACCUGCACUCCACAGCGUCUCAGCUUUAGGUACAAAGAGCUGUGCUGAUCUACAACGGUUUGAGUCUGCCAAAUCUGGCCCCAAAAUGUAGUGUAACAGAAGAGAGUUUGCCUCUUACUCCUGCCUAUAGGAAAAAGAACUUCAUGCUAAAACUGAGCAAAAAAUGAAGAGGUGAUAAUUUAUUUGAAAUAUCAGACUUAUCUGGCAGGUGAUAAUCAGUGCAUUCCAAAAAUAUUAACAAGCUGAAUCAGAUUGACAAGAAAAUUAAUCCUCAUUAGAUUAAAUUAAUCUGAAGAGAACUGAAAGUGCAUGAUAGCAAUUAGUAACUCUUCUCCAUGUCACCAGAGUCAGAUUCCACUGUAUUAGUGAUGGAGGUGAAAAAACAGAACACAGCCCUUGAUUUAUAUACUUGGUGAAGCAGUUCCUAUAGCUGCGUAUGUAUGCACAGCCAUUAGUCUGCAGUGACAUCUCAGCCCUUAACGAAUCCUGGAGAGCUGUUGCUUGUCAAAGCACUCAGGUUAGGCCAAUGUUUGCAGCUUUUGCUCUAGCAUAUAUUUACAUUAGGUGUAAAGACAAGGAAUGUAUGGAAGAGGGUGAAUGCAUUCCUAUCUACAAUGUUAUGUAUAUUUUGUUCCUGUUAUAUUGGCUUUACUUCCAAAGUUGUAGUUUGCAGUAUUAGUUUCUUUUUAUUGGUAUCCUUGCAUAUAUAUAUUCAAUAAAUGAGUUAUGAAUUUCA